Caenorhabditis elegans is the source of this 2307-nucleotide messenger RNA. RefSeq names its product Lactamase_B domain-containing protein (gene F14B6.2). The coding region runs from base 82 to 2244 and encodes 720 amino acids. Lineage: Eukaryota; Metazoa; Nematoda; Chromadorea; Rhabditida; Rhabditidae. The transcript is spliced from 9 exons. The record is from RefSeq and is marked reviewed.
AUCUCUCAAAUGAUCUCAUCUAUCGUCUAAAAUCUUCACAACAAACAAAAAAAAACUCUAAAAAUUUGAAAUUCUGGAAAAAUGAUGUCGACAUCGUCGUCGGUUCUUCCGACGACCCCCAUUGGAAAACAACAAGUAAUUGAUCUCAAAGCUGGAGCAAUUUUGAGAGAGAAUGCGAGAAAAAGUGUGCUCUUCUUCGGCUGCCCCUUAUCAGUAGUUCUUGUACUGAUCGUACUUAUCAAGUGUCUCUGCAUAUCUUUCUGGAUCAUCAGAGAACAUGAGACAUUUGAUUUUCGGUGUGCUGCAUGGAAUGGUGGACAGCCGACAGAUUACAUGUAUCGAGCGAAGCGGUCCAUAGCUUUCGAAAAAUCUGACCCCCGAAAAUUCUCGAAGAUCCCCGACGAUGAUGACGAUGACAACUCGAAGACCGAUGUCAUCAACAAAAAAGACAAGAAAAAGAAACCGCUUUAUGGUAGAUCAACUUCACCGGCCAACGAUAUCAUAUCAGAUGCUCCGAAAAUCGAUCCCCGACUAGAUUUUGGACCGUUGCCUCCGAACUUUCAACGGAAAAUCGAUAGCAAUCACAUUCCUGCCGUGCCUCCCUAUGAGCCUGAUGAUGAUCUACCAAUGACCACGAUGGUUACGCUUACGAAUACUCAAAUUGUGCAGUUGUCCGGGGAGGAGACGGGGGUGGUGAAAAUGAAAACCAUCCGCAACCGAGUCGAGAAAGUUGGCUCUGACGAGGAGCAGUUCAUCGAGAUUGACAUCGCAAAUGCACCUAGAAUCUACGUGUCGAAGAUCAAAUCCAGGCAUGGAGGAGAGGAAGAGGAACAUUUUGAUCUACUGAAGGAGCUGAAGAAGGAUGAAGAAGAGAAAGAGAAAAAGAAGGAGAAGAAGAAGAAGGGAAAAGGACUGAAAAAGGCCAAGAAGCUGACUGAAGCUGAAAAACUGUUGAACAACUCAACCUCUACCUCAGUUAUCCCUGAUACUGCAGUCUCGAGGAAACCGAAGGGAAAGGGCUUGAAGAAAUCUAAGAAGUUGAACCAGAAGCCAAAAUCUGAUGAAGAAGUCACAAAGCAACCUAGACAUCUUGUUGGAAAAUCAUCAAGUCUCUCCCCAACCACACCUCGUCCAAAGUCUUCCUGGAUGAAUGGGGUCCUGGACCCCCAGGAUCCAAACUUCUCAAACCAGGGGCAAAUCCGAGGGUAUCCUAUGCAAAAGGCUAGCAGAAAACCAUCAGCAACUACAGCAUCACCAUCAGAGAAGGAUGAAGAUGAAGAGAAGUUGAAGCUAUCGGAGAGUACACGAAUGAUGUGGGAUAUGGAUGAGCUGAAGUACACCACCUUCCUGGCACCGAAGACUACUGAGCAGACGAAGCAGGUGGAGGAAGGGGUGAAGGAGGUCAUACAGGAAGCACAUGAAAGAAGUCAGAAGCCUAUGUUGAAGGAGACAUUCGAGGAGGCUACAACUAGCACAGAAAAACCUCUGCCGGGCGGUAUGAGCAAGGAUCAAUGGGAGAAGAAAAAGGAAGCUUUCGAAGCCUACACUCCACCAAUCUCCCUCUCGGAUCUUCAACCAUCCCAUUCUUCUCAUUCAGGUCCCGCUCAGGCACCACAGCACAUCCACUUCGAAUCAGCAUCCUCUACACCCUCCACUCCGCCGGCCUUCCACUUCAUUCCGCCAUCCUCUGAAGCUCCGUACUACGUGGAGAUCAAUGAUGCGGACACUGAGACGGUUUACGUGUCCAGUGUGACACCCAUGUAUCGACCUGUAUUUGAGAAUAUGGGACAUUUGGAGUCAACGACAAAGUCCUAUGAUCCUUUGCACUUGGAGAUGGAAAUCGCCAAGCUCAAGGAAUCCUCAACCUGCCUUGCCCGGAUGGCUUUCGACGUUUGGUGCCUUUUUGUGCUAUUCUCCACUGUUCCGUUCAUAAUGGGAAUCUGUGUGCCACGCUGGAGCCUCUUCGUGCUCCAUAUUGUAUUUGAUUUCUUGUUUUUGGUAGUUGGAUUUGUUACCAGUUUAACAAUUGCCAUUAUGUCAAGUAUAAUGUAUUUCCUGAUCGACGAGAUGACAUCCGACUCGUUAUUUGAGUUUCUGCUCGUCGCAUUUGUCAUAGAUAUUGUAUUAAUACUCUACGCGAUAGUAGUCGGUAUCGCGUACCGAUGCUGCUGUCGUCUUGUGGACAAUUCCAUCAAAGAGACGAGUAUUAAUUAUAGUGUGAGCAGCAAUGGAGAAGCCGUCUGACAUGUAGAAUUUUAAGAUUUUUGUAUACGGGUUUUUGGAUUUAAUAAAUGUUAUGUUUAUAUA